This is a messenger RNA of Homarus americanus (American lobster), 1131 nucleotides long. Its product is annotated as 3-oxoacyl-[acyl-carrier-protein] reductase FabG-like. Bases 118 to 771 code for a protein of 217 amino acids. Lineage: Eukaryota; Metazoa; Arthropoda; Malacostraca; Decapoda; Nephropidae. The transcript is spliced from 5 exons. The record is from RefSeq and is a predicted model, not a curated record.
GCUUGCCAUGGCUCAGAGUCAGUACAAGACGGGUCUAGUAAGUGAACUGCUGACUGCUGACGUAACUGUCCACUGUACCUUGUUACAGAAGGCUGGUCUGUUAGGUGUCAGUCAAGAAUGGCGUCAAACAACAAAACUGAAUGUACCAUGCCUGGGACGUGUGUGUGGGGCGCAGGCAGGGUGGCGCUGGUGACGGGGGGAGCUCGCAGGGUGGGACGCCUCAUCACUCUCGCACUACACAGGCACCACUACAACGUCAUCAUACACUGCUGUUCCUCCAAACUCCUCGCACUUGAACUCGCUGCUGAGCUUAACAGUACAGAAGAGACUUACUGCUUGUUGGGGUACAGUUGCCGGCAGGACAGCGCUCAUGUCAUCACGGGCGAUCUGUCCCAGAAUGUGGGGGAGACAACCAGGAGGAUGGUGACGGAGGCGGAGCAGAAGUGGGGGCGCCUCGACCUGCUCGUCAACUCCGCCGCUGAUUACUUCAUAACUCCUCUACCUGCCGCUACCGAACACGACUGGGACAAACUCAUGAACAUUAACGCGAAGGCUCCGUACUUCCUUACCCAGGCUGCAGCGCCACACUUGCAGAAGGUUCGGGGUAACAUAGUGAACGUGGCAGACAUCCUGGCAGAGCGGCCCACCUCAACCCUCAACAUCUACUGCACUACUAAGGCGACGCUCAUUAUGAUCACCAAGAGCCUCGCAAUAGAGUUGGGACCUGAGGGUUUAUGUAUGAUACAGAGGACAGCAGGUGGAGCAACAUGACACAGCAGGUGGAGCAACAUAGUGUGACACAGCAGGUGAAGCAACAUAGUGUGACACAGCAGGUGGAGCAACAUAGUGUGACACAGCAUGUGGAGCAACAUAGUGUGACACAGCAUGUGGAGUGUACAGCAGCAUAGUGUGGCACAGCAGGUGGAGUGUAUAGGAACACAGAGCGAGUCAGUGGUGGUAAGAGGCGACUCACGUGAUAAAUGACUCAUAGGUGACUCGCACUGUGAGAAGGCAAACGUUUAUGCUAGUCACUUGAUUUUACGUCAAAUAACAUGUAUGACUGUGGUCAGUACAGCAUGGUAACUUAAGUGACUCACCUUAAGUGACUCUGGUUAUAAUUGACUCACUGCU